CGUUAAACCUCAUCGAAGAAGAUACCAUAGUAGUAGAAGAAGAACCAUGCCUCCUCUUCCACAAGUGCGACUAUAGCUAGCUAGUUACGGUAGCGCCAGCUGGAGCAGUAGUCAUGGAUCCAAGCACCACUAUUCUCCGGGUGAAAAGAAAGAGAGGAACCGACCCUGCCGAUGCUUUGCUGCUUGCCUGUAAACGUAUUCGGCCGGAGACCACAUCCCAGACCGCUGGGGAAACUGUGCCUGAGCCCGAUGAUACAGAGGUUGAGAAUUCAGUCUUCAAACUCGUGGCGACGGUAGCAUCACAGGUAUGGGCCGCUGUCAAACCACGGUGUCUCGUGGGCGCUGGACACAAUCGGCUGGUGCUGUGCAAGACACUCAAGUCUGCUGUUUUUGUUUAGCUAGCGUCUUUGAUGUUUAGCUAACUAACUGUAGUUAGCUUAUCAGUUGGUUAACGAACGUUAGGUUUAUUGCUAGUUAGCUAUCUAAAUUAGAUUUUCUAUCCAGCCCAAGUCAUCCUUACUUAGCUAACUGGCUAACUCGCUUUGUGUUGAUUAGCAAGCAAGCUAACUAACACCGAGAUAGCUAGGUAGCUAUCGUUAGCAAACUAGCCAGCCAGCCUACGUUCUCGCUAACUACGUUAACUUCACAGCACCAUUAUCUGGUGUACCUGCCUUUUGCACACCUGCCCUUUCAAGACCACGUGGACAAUAUUAAUUUGUAUAGUUAGCUAGCUAGCUAUGUGGAGAUAAUCCUUCGCAACACCUGUUGUUUGGGUAGAAAAUAACUUGGUUGGCAUUUGAGUUGUGUGGUGAUGGUCCUGAAAUUCAGUCAUAGCUAGGUUGCUAGUUUCCAUAACCUAUUUUCUACAUUGUUUUAUUUUCAAUCUUAAUGUAUUCUUAGCACUCAAACAGUUCUGGUAGCUAAGUUAAUUUAGUGAACCGUUCAUGUAAUGCACUGCAAGUCUUAUUAGUCUCAACCCUCUUUGUUAGGAUAACUGCUUCCCUACACUGUCACUAUUCUCAGGAUGCCCCAGUCCAGACACAGGUUCGUGAAGCACUGGCCCGCCCCCGCAUGGCCCACGCCCAGCGCCCCUCCGCAGGCAGCUCCCAGAGGAUUGUGGGAGAUCUGCGGAGCGCUAAGUGGAACACCAGGCGGGAGGAGCGAUACAGGAUCCUCUCCAGCCAUCGAGCAGGGCUGCCUGCGGAACAGCCCCUCUCAACGCAGCCAGAGCCCACAGAGGAGGAGCCAGGCAAAAAUGCCUGGAGCCUGGGUGAAUAUCAGGUGUUUGACAUCAUCCAGGAAGAUGGGGACCAGGACAAAGCUCCUAGUAAGGUAAGUGUGAGCUGGGCUCCCCUAAGGUUUAGCUAGAGCUGGGGAAACUUUCUUAAAACCAGGAUGUCCUAUGUAAACGUGUCAGUGCCCACAGUUCCCAUAUGAUGAAUUCAGUUGAGCCAGAUUAUAGCCUACCUGCCACUGACACAUAGGCCUAGUAUUUGGAUGGCUAGAAUGUUAUGCUUAUUGUGACUGCCCUCUGUUUCCCAGUUGCUGAACCCUGACCCAGAGACUAUCCUGUGUAACUCGAUGAAGAUGAUCCGUGAGAAGCUGAGUGUGUCUGGAGAGGGUGUGGGUGUUGAGCAUCGUCAACGGGAGGACGACUACGUGUAUGACCUUUACUACCAGGAAACAGUCACUGCAGGCUGGAUCCAGGACAUCCUGUCCGUCAGGCCCUACUCAGACGAGGGAGAGUUGGUAAGGUUCAGAACACAAUACUGCAAUGCACAUGCAUGAUACAAGUAUGAACAUUCAUAGCCAUGCAGAUAACUUAGCCUAACACAUAGACCAAUCUCAAUUGUACCUGCUUAAUUGAUUUGGUAAACUGCUGUGGUGUCUGACUAAUCUUGUCCACCAGCCGGCUCUUUCUCUUUCAAACGGUCUGGUUUCACAGUGCCUCAGAAAGGGACUUGAAUAGAGCCUAUGGCAGGACCGGGAAGAAGUCCAGCUGAAUUUAUUGGCUGAUCUGUCAUCACCAUCUAGCAUAACCCUCAGAACCUCCCCUCUACAUUGGGGAUUUCAAAGCGCAAGCGAUUUAGGCUAAACAAGGAAGUGAGCUCGUGAAAUCGGAAAAUGUGUAUCUUAGAACUAGUUUUCACAAACUUUAUAUGCCCAAACUCAAUCAAUUGGGCUUCCCAAAAAAGUGCUGUGAUAACUUUUUUUUUUUAAAAUUCUAAUACAGCUGUAACAGGCUCUCUCGCCUCGAUUUUAACCCACACCACUUUCAAUUCAAGUCCCACUUUGUUGCCCAGUGUUUCCAGGCUCUAAAUGCCGAAGCAAUUGAGCCUGGGACGAGGUUAGUAUCUGAAUAACAUAAAAUGGUGCAGGAGGAAUAACCUUGAUGUCUUGGUUUUCCAGGUGCCUGACUUGGUGGUGAAUGAGGAAGAAGUGUAUGAGGACGAGGAUGAUGAGAAUGAAGAGGGGAACUGGAGGAAUGACUACCCAGAUGAAGACGGUGAGGAUGGCAGCGACAGAGAGGAGCGCUAUGGAGGUAGGCUAGUACAAAGUUCACUAAAGCGUCACACAAUGAUUAUCAAAGCUCCCAUAGUAAGCGUAGUUGCGUUACUAGUUCCUCUCCGAAACCUAAUUUUGCCAUUCUCAUCCUGAAGGGUACUGGGAAGAGGAGCACUCGUACAGUCGGAGAUCCUGGGACCGGUACCAGAGCGAGGUGAUGCAGGAGUUAGAUGACGACGAUGGAGACAAGGAUGACUCUGACUGAUCUCCAACUUCAAGCACUGGUGGAUGUGUUUGAGUGUCCUUUUUUACUGUGCAAGUGUUGGUGUGAUUUUGUGUGAGUGUUCAAAGUGAAUGGUGGUAGAUGUGUUGCACAUAACUGGUAUGCUUUGUGUGCUUCUUGUUAAACUUGUUUGUUGGUGAGAUGGUUUGGACUGCGUUUGCAUUUUGUGCAUGGUAGUAUGUACGUGUAAGCGUAUGGUAGUGAUUGUGCAUCUGAAAGUGUGGAGCGUUUUGUGUGUUACAAUAUGUUUGGGUCUACAUUCCCUGUCACAUGGAGAUUGUACUCUUGAUGUGUGAGAGAUGUUUGAUGAAAGAUUAACUCAGAAUCCCUUUUGUAAAUAUGUAGAUGUGUAUAAAAUAAAGCUUUCAAAAUAAAUGUAAAACUGCCAAAGAAAUUAUGUGCAUUAUUGCUGUAAUGAAUAGAAACAUACUGCAAAC
This is a messenger RNA of Coregonus sp. 'balchen', 3225 nucleotides long. NCBI's taxonomy places the organism in Eukaryota, Metazoa, Chordata, Actinopteri, Salmoniformes, Salmonidae. The record is from the annotation of a GenBank genome assembly.